AUGUUUUUCAAGUCUCUGGAUCUAACCACCGCGCUCCGCCCGUUGCUGUUGCCCGAUGAGACUCUACUCUUUGUCCAAGAUGCAGUGGGGUUAUACGAGGGCAAAUACAAGAUCGCCAAUUAUCAGAACGGCCAUGCGUACCUUACGUCACACCGAGUCUGCUAUGUCGCCGUCGACGAACCGCGCAAGUACUCUGUCGGCAUCGACCUAAAAGAUAUCGACAGGGCUGACCAUCAAGCCGGUUUCUGGAAGUCCUCGCCGAAGAUCACCAUAUACCCCAAGCCAGUGAAGCACGCGGACGGGCCGCGGAGUUCGGCCGCGAGUCCGUCGCGGGCGCUUCCGCUGAGACCGCAGUUGACAGGAGGAGCGCAAUCACCUCACCUCCAGACCCCAACGCGGAGUUAUACGCCACCGCCACCGAAACCAUUGAAUGCGACCUGGGUGUGUCCGAUAUGCUCGUUCUCCAACCCGGUCCCGUCGAACUUCGAUCCUUCUACGGCGACUAAUGCUACGCCGACACCUCCAUGCCUUGCUUGUGGGAUUAAGCCCCCGUUUACGACGAUUUUGAAAGCUUCUAUAACUGCGGCGACGAGUCGGGAGAGUCCUUCGGCGAGUCCGGCAGUGUCUCAAAUUGAGCAGAGACCUCAGUUCGCAGUGAAUGGGGAGACAAAUGCUUCGAAUGGUGGGGGCUCAUUGAUGUGCCCGCGGUGUACAUUCUUGAAUCAUCCUUCGCUUCUUGAUUGUGAAAUAUGCGGUGCCUCUUUAGUGAAUGCGAGCUCUUUGCGGGCUGCCGGUCAAGACAGGGCGGAUUCUCCAGCGCCGAUCUUUGCGGAGGGGGACAUCCGGAACUCCGCCAUCACUGAUCAUAUCAAGCUUUCUUUCAGGAGCGGGGGCGAUAAAAUCUUUCUCGAGAGGCUCAAGGGGGCGCUAAUCCAACGUAAAUGGUUGCUCUAUAAUGCGCCUCCGGCACCGCAGCAACCGUCACAGUCAACGCCGACGUCGUCGCCAGAUCCAACUGGUCUGUCUGCUCCCGUGAUUACGCAGGCUCGGUCACCUGGGGUCGGGAUUGCUGGUUUGGAACAGCGAGGGCUUGAGGCUCGCAAGAACAACGAACUCGUGAUUGGAAAUGCUUUCGAGGACCUCGAGGCGCUCAUGGCUUCUGCGAAACAGAUUGUCGCGCUCGCUGAGACGCUAGCACGAGAGUCAGGCCUGGCUACCGGUGAUUCUGCCGCAGAAACAAGCGCGGUUCUCUCCGAAAGUGCUGCCGCUCUGGGAAUGGUUACUACGAAAGAUAUGCUCGGAUCCAGCGCAGGGAACCUAUACCUGUCCGAGCUAUCGCGAAACCUCGCAGAAUAUCUCACCGAUGAUCGGAAGGGUGUCCUUCAGAAGGAAGGUGGCAUAAUGAGCUUGAUUGACCUUUGGGCAGUGUUCAAUCGCUCCCGAAACGGCGUUGAGCUAAUAAGUCCUUCGGACUUUCAACGGGCGGCCGAGCUCUGGGAGAAGCUCAAAUUGCCCGUUCGACUCCGCCGGUUCAAAAGUGGUCUCUUAGUAGUGCAACGGUACGACUGGAGCGACGAAAAGACCCUUCGACAACUUCAGGACUGGAUGGCCGAUCUCCGUCAAAUUCCGCCAUCAGACCCUGUACCCUGGGACUGGCGCCUCUUUGGCCGCCCCGUAACGGCGCAGGAGGCAGCCCAGCGCUUCGGGUGGAGCGUUGGUGUCGCAGCUGAAGAGUUGGAAAUGGCGGAGGACAAGGGCAUCUUCUGUAGAGAAGAGGGCAUCGAGGGCUUGAAGUUCUGGAGCAACUUUAUCACGUUCGACCCAAAGCCCGAUGAACCCAGCAACUUGGCCGUUUCGCUUUUAGAGCUCUAA
Molecule: messenger RNA, 1872 nt
Organism: Aspergillus mulundensis
Lineage: Eukaryota; Fungi; Ascomycota; Eurotiomycetes; Eurotiales; Aspergillaceae
Product: ESCRT-II subunit protein VPS36
Exons: 3
Coding region: 1-1872 (623 amino acids)
Biological process (GO): protein transport to vacuole involved in ubiquitin-dependent protein catabolic process via the multivesicular body sorting pathway
Cellular component (GO): ESCRT II complex; late endosome membrane
Molecular function (GO): ubiquitin binding; phosphatidylinositol-3-phosphate binding
Source: RefSeq, a predicted model, not a curated record